Messenger RNA from Trypanosoma cruzi, 4569 nucleotides. RefSeq lists its product as uncharacterized. NCBI's taxonomy places the organism in Eukaryota, Euglenozoa, Kinetoplastea, Trypanosomatida, Trypanosomatidae. Gene Ontology annotation, biological process: regulation of GTPase activity. The transcript has a single exon. The record is from RefSeq and is a predicted model, not a curated record. Bases 1 to 4569 code for a protein of 1522 amino acids.
AUGGCGUCACUUUCAUUAAGGCAAGUCGGUGUACUUAAACAUGCGGAAGCGGUGUCGCAAUCCUUCCCGUUAUGUGUCACAUAUGUUGAGCUGAUGAAAGGCGCAUACCUUUUCGCUUCGGUGAAUGCCGCGAAAAACAGGUGUACUGUGGAGUUUAUUUUGGACACCAAUAAUAAUAAUACUAAUGCUGCGGCUGCGGAUUCCACUUUUACCACCAACACCGUCGUGAUGGAUGCCAAAUCUCAUUCUUCAGCAGCAAGUGAGGUGGUGGAACAUGAAACGUUACUUGAAAAUCUUCAAAGCAGCUUUCGAAUACCAAAGUUCUUUCAGGUGCUGGAAGAAGAGGGAAUGAUUACGGCGAUUGAGCUUGCUUGUGAUUACCGAAAGGUAGAAGACUCUAGAGAAGUCUUACCUAAAAAGAAACGCGCGUUGGAAUCUACUUAUUUGCAUUUGUUUAUUGGAACAUCCAACGGGACAGUCUUUAUUUGCAAUGCACUCCGUGGGACAAUCAUGGCGCUGGCGCAGUUUCAGUACCAUGGAGUCUUUACACACAGUCAGCUUGAAAAGUCCCAAGGAGAUGAGACGCCACCGACGUGUCGGAAUGAAUCAGUCGUUCGUUUCGUUUUGCAUGGCACUGGGCCAGAUGUACGUUUCAAUGCAAACAUCGCUCAAAGUACCGCUUCUCUGCCGAUAGGGACUCUCCACGCGGUGUGCGUCGUCCACAGUAGGGGAAGGGUCGUAUUACUAAGUCGAAAUGUCCUUGACAUUUUCCUUUCUGUGGCAGAGCAACGUCUUGAUGGAAAACGCCCAUACUUUCUCUUGGAGUGGUCGCCUGAUAGCAGUAUCAGCUCAUUUCCUUCUGCUGGACCAGCUGCCCAUUUUGCCUCUUGCAUAGAAUCCGUCUUUAUCGUCUCAGAGGAAGAGCGGUACUCUGCCGUGGAGUUGCGGACACAACCGAUCACGUCGAAUAGUCCUAUGGGACGCAGUAUUCGUGAUGCAGCCUUCUUUUUUGGCAACCUUUCGGACACGGCGGCGAUUCUCCGCAAUGGCCCACAGGCCAUGGAAUCUCUUAUUUUGUGUGGUGAGGCUCCAGCACUUUCCAUGUACACCUUUGAAAGUACACGUGCCGCCUUUUCUGCACGGAAAACUGUAAGAGCUGUGGUCUCGGUCCUGGGUGGAAUGGCGCGGAGAAUAUGGCAAAGGUCCUCAGAAAAUGAAGAUAGGGGUGCAAUGAAACCGCAACGUUUAGCCAAGCGACAUCAACAAGCGAAGGAUGCUUUUUUUGAGGCUGACAUAGUGUUUAAUGUUGUCCAGGUGGACCCCACCUUUCAAUGGGCUGCUUGUUACAGUGAGAGUUCUGGACGUAUUUAUUUGUAUGACUUGAUGGGCGGUGCCCUCUGGCGGGUGAUGAAGGGUUGCCGUUCUGCUAAAUUUCAAUGGUGCGUAGCUACCAUUGCUGGAAAACGUAUGUUAUUGCUUGUUGUGCACCUACUACUUCGUUAUGCUGUGGAGGUGUACUCUAUACGUUUGGGAGAACGCCUGGCAGCUCGCCACGUUCCUCAGGGAUCCAUUCUGCUUCGUCCAGAAUCCGUCUCCUCUGCAUUGUCUAUCCUCCUACUAACGCCCUUCAGAGAAGUCAUACGGGUAAAUGUGGAGCUGAACGCGAAGAAGGAAGAAGAAAUUCCUUCUUCAUUUUUAUUUGCUGAUCCUUCUGCUUUACUGAAUGAGGGAGAAAGUUCUUUUAAGACGUUGCGGGAAAAAGGGUACCAAAUAAUGCCGCGAGAUAUUUUUAUAUCAGCAUUGCGUUUGCCGCUUCCUACUCCAGUGACAGACGAGAGGCUUUUCUCCGCCUACCGAUUGCAGAUGAAGAAAUUGGAGAAUACUGUAAAGAGUAAAUUUUCGCCUGGGGUAUCUGAUGAACGUUGUUUCCCUAUGGGUAUGGAUACGACAGUGGAGACUGUUCCACGUAACAUUACCGCGGCCCAAUGUCUGAAUUAUUUGGAACUGCGACUUGCUUGUGUGACAAAUUAUCAUCGGGCAAUGAUGUUGAGAGGGUUAAAUGAUGGAAUGCAGCAGCCGGGCAUGAAGGCGUCAAAGUUGCCAAAUAGCGAGGCUCUCUUUUCGGAGGAGGGGGAAUCGCAUCCAUCUCUUUUACAGGGAGUGAGUGCAGCAUCGGAGAUGCUCUUCAGUGGCGGUUUUCCAGAGUUUGUGCAUUUCUUGGAGGAUAUUCUUCCCUCUAUGCAACGGCUAUUGGCCAUGCAUAAGGACGCUCCACCAGAAACUAAUUUUACACAAAUUCCUUCGAUUCCUUUGGAUGCCUUUUUAAAACAUUUUCAUUGUGGGGGGUAUAAGUUGGAAUUUUUGCGUGACAAGAUGUGGGCUUUUGAGAAUGCGAGCGAUGCAGAGGAGGAUAUAUGGGCUGAGAUUGGGGCCGUAUUUUACAGCUCUGCUGGCCGUGGCCUCGGCUCUUUAUUGCAGCAGUUGGAGGUCUUUAGUGCAUUGGGUUUUCAAACUGUGGAUGUAGCGGUGAUUUCCCUGUCUUGGCUAUGUUGUUCUUUUGCCAGGCGGCCUACGUUGGCCUCUUUAGGGUCAUUAUCAGAUCUUGUUUUUUUGUUGAAAACGUGUAAUGACGCGGCAUUUCUUACGGGUGUGGAACAUGUUCCAUGUUUUACAACGGGAAUUGCUGGUACGAACUAUGGGGGAAAUGAAGCAUGCGUACUAUUGCUGAUUCUGUGCAUGAUCAUACGUCAACACGAAAAGCCUGUCGGGCAUGCUUAUUAUACUCGUUAUUUGCGUUUAUUGCGUCAAUUGUUGGCAUUUCGAGUGAUGCUUCAUUGCUGGAAGAGUCAACUUCAAGCAUCCAUCACGGAUUCGGGAAAAAAGUGUUAUCAAAGAAUACGCAUGUGCGGUUUGCUUCCAUGCGAGGGGGGUGAUACAUUGAGUGCGUAUUGCUUCGGAAUUUUCCCCACCUCUGUGGCUCAGUUUCUGUGUGAGAAUAUCAUGGGGAGAGACGAAAUGAAGAGGGCCCUGGGUGGGGUAGACAUGGUUGAAUUAUUCAAAUUAAUUUCUAUUAGGAAAGAAACGUUUGAAUUGAAUGUAGGGACCCCAUGGUAUAAGGAACGAACAUGGAGUCAUGUUGUCUUUUCAGAGCGCGUGUUGAAACCAAUUCUAUCUGUCACUGCAGCUCUCAUGCCCAAAUCGCCUCAAGAACGGCCAUGGAUUCACACAGCAACGCCACAAGAGGUGGCAGGAUUAGGUUUGAUCCUUGUGGUAGAGUUGAUCCUCCUUGAGUGGGAAUUGGAACCUCUUCGUGAGGAGCCUCUGGCAUUUAUUCAGAAGAAUUUGGCCCCAGAUGCCAACCUCUUUGAGGGGAGUGACGAUCUUGUGAAGAGUCUGGCGCGGCGUCCAAAGGGAAGUCGUUCCACGCGUGAUUACUUUAACAGUUGCCGCGAACUUUUAACACUGGCUCAAGGCGUUUUGGCUGACAUUGUGGGGGAUGCGAGUAACUUAGAGAGUUGUGAGAAGGUCGUUGAGGCGUGGUCUUCAUUGUUGUCCUAUGACAACAACGCACUUUUCGCACAUGUGCCUCUUCUCAUGCGGCAACAGCUUGAACCUCUCAUAAAAUUGUUUCGUACCAGUCCCGAGCCGUUAGUAGGACGUAUUCGUGAAGUCUCCUCUUUUCUGGACACCAUUAUGUUUUUUGCCUUUACGGAGGUCGGCACCCAACUUUCUUCCGUCGCCUCACCAUCCGCGUCUCUCUCAGUUCCGUGGGACUCCAUGUUUGACGCGAGGGAGAGAAUGCUGCACCUGCGCCCGGAUGGCGACUUUACGGAGUUCCCGGAGAGGCAACAGAUGGAGACUAAAAUGCAAAUGCGUAGCUCAUUCCUAAAAGAGUUUGCCUUUAUGAAUUAUAGGAGCACGUAUACAGACGGAUCUGGUGAACGUGUUGCACAAUUGGGAGAGGCAUUGGGACUAAAUCGUAUUGUUGGCGAUAUAUCCCAGCUUAUUCUGUUUGAUGCCGCGGCGCGUCAUUUAUGUUCAAAUACAGAGUUGCAUCGUCUACGGAACGUUGUAGCAAGUCGCCAUUUGGCUGCUCGCAUAGCUGCAGCAGACUUUCGGAUUAUUGUCGCCAGUUGCUUGAAGUACUACAACGAGUUGAAAAGAGGCAUUCCAAAAGAAAAUCGAUUGGAGAUUCAAAGGGUCGCACUGAAAAUCAAGAGCAUGGAUAGUGCAAUGACGGAGGAGUGUCGCUCUUGGAUACAGAUGGGAGAUGCAAAAAAGGGUCUUGACACGAGAUUGGGAGAGGACGUGACGUCAAGAUCGCCUCUUGAACAUGAAAUAGUCGCGUGCCCGAGUUGGUACACCUUGAAUGAUAUUCGCGCCGUUGAGCGUAGGGUGAAGGAGCGACUACAACAGCCGCGAAGCCCCGAAGCAUUCUCUGAUUUCAACGCAGUUCUCUUCACUUUGGCAUGUGUUGCUGCGGAGGGGAGAACUGAGUUGGAGGGAGUCGCACGUCGAGUCGCCGCAGAACUCCCCGCGGUUUCAAGCCGCCUUGCCAAUUUGCUCUGA